UGUUUUCAUUUUUUUUUUUUACUAAACCAAGACGAAAUUACGAAAUUUGGAUGUAAUUUUGUACGAUUUCAUGUAAAAGAAUGAGGUUUUUGUAGAAUUUAAUAAUUUUGCUUGUGUUUCAUUCUGUUGUGCGAGAAAAAUCAUUCGGAACGAUUGUAAAUUCUCUCUAAUUGGUGUUUUGUCUACGAAACGCUUUGUGAAGUCAUGAUGUAAUAUCGUGUUAGCAACUAUAUUAUUGACAAAAUUUAAGAUAUUAUGGCUUGUGAAGAUGCUGAAUUGAUCGAUUUCGACAACGAUGUGAUUGAAGAAGGUGAUCCAAUUUACAUAUACGACGUUCUCAAUAAUAGUUGGAAGAAAAGUACUGCUUUAGAAGUAGAUAGUAGUGACCAUGAAUUAUUAGUAAAAUAUGAAGAUAGUUCUCAAGAAUGGGUCCGAAUGGAUGGACCAAAGAUGUGCCGUUGUCCGCCACCGCCACCGCCUCCAAAGCCACAACCUUUAAUACCGCCACCAAUCGUUAUCAAAAGUGAAUCACGCGCUGUCGAGAAGCCUGCAUUGCCCAAGAAAGCAGAACGGCCUAAAACUAAUUUGAAAACCAUCACCAAAGCAAAAGCUACCGUCUCAAGUAAACCCAAAAGCAAUUCUAAAAAAUCUGGUUCUAGUCAUUCGAAAAAAAUUAUUAAAAAAUUGGAGGAUUACAUCACCGGCGGCGAUGAUGAAUCAUUUCCUGAGGAAAGUUUGGAUGAGAAAAAUGUACCAACGGAGUCUCCUGUUACGCCUUCACCUUCGCCUUUUCCAAGGUUACGCUUGUUACCAAAAAGUAGUAGCAAAAUGGAACAGUAUCGAAAGAAAAAAGAACAAGCGAAGAAAAAAUCACCCCUGAUCGAUAAUCCUGACGCAGUGGUCAACGCAGAUACCAAAGGUACACCUGUGAGUAGUAAAUCACUGAAAGCAGUUCCCAGUAAAAGUGGUGAAAAUGAAAAAGAGGUGACCAAGUUUAAAGUCAGAUUUGGUAAAGCACCCGAUUUAAAUCCACCAUCGCGGAAAAAAAGCAAACCGCGAAAUGAAGAUAUGUUCGAAGACGUCAAUGUGGAAAUGUCUGUAGUUAUAAAUGAUGAAAAAUUGCCAUCCGGUUGGUCGAAACAUAUGAUCAAAAGGAAAACGUCUAAAAAAUGGGACAUAGUGAUACAAAACGAGGAUGAGAGAAAAUUCAGAUCGAGAGCUGACUUGAAGGCUUAUUUUGAAGGAAUUAAUCAACCUUAUCCCGAUGAAUUAUUCGAUUUCAGUUCAGGCAAGAGAACACCUCAUGCAAGAACGCCCGCCGCCGAAAAAAGCGAUGAUUUAGAUACAAAUGAAAGUAUAUCUUUUCUGAGUAAUAAACGAAAAAUUAAAACACUACUUCCCAGGCGCAGUGUUCCUGAAAUACAGUGUUCGACUCCGCUCCCAAAGCCUGAACCGGUUGCUGAACAUGAUCUCAUUCAACCUACCGUGGCUGUUGCAGCGUGCACCCCUACCCCCAUUUCCACACCCGCACCACCCACGCCAGAAGCUGUUUCACCGUUAGUGUUGACACCUUUGCCAGCUGUGCCAGCCUUGCCAGCUUCACCAGUUUUGUCAGCUUCGUCAACGAGCGCUUCUGGAUCUGGAUUCACAUGCCCGAAACAAGAUUGUAAAAAACAUUACAGAUCUGAAAGUUUAUUAAUGAUGCAUAUCAAACAUUAUCAUCGAGAAUACAAAAGUUUGUUGAAAUCUAUGCCGAAUGUAGCUGAUCUAGCUUAUGCGCGAACAGUUGGCGAAAGUAUCGAUUCUCCACAAUCCGCGCUUUUGGAAAAAAUUACUCGAAUCGAAGAAGACAGAAUGAAAGAAAAAACUGACGAUGCACCAAUAAUUGAUGAAGACUUCACUUUACAAAUCGAACCAGAUGAUGAGACUACGUUAUCUGCUAGUGAUAAAUCUGCAAACAGUAGUUUGUUAAAAGUACCCAAGAAAAGUACAUUAUUCGAGAAAACGAUGCCUUCACCUACUCCUGCUUCUCCGUCAGCUUCAACGUCAGUGUUACUAGCUCAAUUGAAACAGCCACCUUUAGUUCCUCCACCGAUCUCAAUACAAGCAGAAUACACAGACGCAGAAUUAUCAGUGUCGCAAAAUAGUCCGAUAGCGUUGUAUUCGCCUAAAGUAACGGCUAAGGAUGUAAAUAAAUCAUCACCUUUAAGUGAAACGGAUAGUGGUAGGAAAUCGGCGUCGCCUAGGAAACGUCGUGUUUCACAGCUAGAUGCCGGCGAAGUGAUCAAUUGCACUUGCGGUUAUGGAUUCGAAGAUGGAUUAAUGAUGCAGUGUGAUUUGUGCUUAUGUUGGCAACAUGGAGCUUGUAAUUCGGUCGAAAACGAAGAAGAUACUCCUUCGCCGUAUAUUUGCGUCUUAUGUCAAAAUCCACGUAGAAUUCAUUCGUCUAAAAAAUAUGUAUACACGCAGAAUUGGAUGAAAGAUGGCAAAAUACCAAGGUAUGAAUUCUCCAAAACCACUGACGAAAUCCAAGCGGAAAGAGAAUCGCUUAUCCAACGAACGCAAGGAUUUUUAUGUAAUUUAGCAGACUUGAGAAACGCAGUUUUUGGAUUGCUAGUGAAAGUUCACAUUUUAAAACAAUCGCCAGAUCAUCCUAAAUUAUACCUUUGGGCCCAGUCGUGGACUAAUAAAAAAUCCGAAGAGAAAGAAAAUUUACUCGUAGCUGAAAGCGGUCCUGUGCCGGAGGCAGCAAUUAAUAUGGCAGAUUGUAGGAAACAUUUAUCCGAACAUAUCGACGAAGAAAUAGAAAAGGCUGAAGCAAUAUUGCAAGACAUUGAAGAAAAAAUCGAUAAUUUAGAAAAAGACGAUGAUUUCGAAAACGAUUCCGACAGAUUCAAAAGCGUCGCUAAACAUAUGUUAUUAAUGAUGCUUCGAGACUUAUCUUCGAUUCAGAACUUGAAAUAUUGUUCGUGAAAGGUACCCUUGACUGAUGAUUCAUGUCAUGUGUGGCGUCGUCGUCGUUGUAAAUGGCGUGUAAUCGAUGUGAUUUUGUAGCUGCGUUUCUUCGCUAUUUUUAUUUUGAAGCUGUAUCAGAACUAUUUCAUAUGUGAGGAUAGCUCCUGCUACCUGUUGUUGAAAAUAUACGAAUUUUUGUAACGUUA
Planococcus citri (citrus mealybug) is the source of this 3161-nucleotide messenger RNA. It is a transcript of the gene MBD-R2, whose product is annotated as MBD-R2. Gene Ontology annotation, cellular component: NSL complex. The coding region runs from base 256 to 2973 and encodes 905 amino acids. Gene Ontology annotation, biological process: regulation of transcription by RNA polymerase II. Gene Ontology annotation, molecular function: DNA binding. The record is from RefSeq and is a predicted model, not a curated record. The transcript has 19 exons. NCBI's taxonomy places the organism in Eukaryota, Metazoa, Arthropoda, Insecta, Hemiptera, Pseudococcidae.